Messenger RNA from Rotaria sp. Silwood2, 462 nucleotides. NCBI's taxonomy places the organism in Eukaryota, Metazoa, Rotifera, Eurotatoria, Philodinida, Philodinidae. The record is from the annotation of a GenBank genome assembly.
AUGAGUUUUACUUCUAUACGUGGUUUUCGUUCCAUAAAUUGUAUUGUUGAUUCAUUGUUGAUUAAUUCAAAUUUUAUUGGUGGUCCAUCAUCGAAAACAAUGAUGCCUAUGACUGGUGGAGCCGCAAUUCAACCAGUAUUUUCGAUGAAUCCUUCACAAACAUCAAAAGGUUUAACUGGUUCUGAACAUUGGAAAAUUGAACGUGUCGUUGCCUUAGCCAUGCUUGCUAUCAUUCCAGGUUCAUUUGUAUUUAGUUCAGUGUUUAUGAAUUAUUUAUUGGCUGUUUCACUUGCCAUUCAUGCACAUUGGGUAUUAAUUGAUUAUUGUCCUAGAAAAGCCUUACCAUUAGCUAAUAUUAUUCGAUAUGUACUCACAACGAUUGCAUUUGCUGGACUUUGUUAUUUUAAUUAUAAUAAUAUGGGUUUGAUAAAAGCACUGAAAGCACUAUGGACUAUGUAUUAA